AUGUUCCCGCUGAUAGAAAACACUGCGAAAGAAUUCGUUCACCGCGUUCGCGAGCUCGUGACGAAUGCCAUAAACGUAACCAAAGAUGAUAUAGGCGCCAUCAAUGGUGAUGUGAUCGAAAGAGAGAAGAAUCGAGGAGAUACAAAUGGAGUAGCCGUCGUAGACUCGGAGAAGCUGGUUGGAGGUUACACAGCAGAUGCUAUCGUUCCAUGUGCCUUUGGCUUGAAAAGCAGUGUCAUGGAUAACCCGAACGACCCCUUUGCAGUGGCCUUACAAGCUUUUUAUGAAAUGACUCCAUUCAAUAUAUUUGAGAAGACCAUGCGUCAGUUCUGGCCGGCAUUUGUGCUGUUCUUCCGGAUGAGGAUCAUCCCGAAGAAGACCCACGACUUUUUCUACAACAUCGUCACCAGUGUACUCCGAGCCAGGGAAAAUGGUGUACAGGAGAAACGCGGUGAUUUCAUUGAUAUGAUGAUGGCUCUACGAAGCGAUGACAGGAACAACAAUUUGGCUAAAGCCGAUAGUGAGAACGACGUGGAAAUAACGGACAUGGUGAUAUCAGCGAACGCAUUCAUCAUCUUCCUCGGGGGCUUCGAAACCACCUCCUCGACGCUCGCCUUCCUAUUCCUGGAGCUGGCUGCGCAUCAAGAAGUCCAGGAGAGGAUGAGGAGGGAGAUAAUGGAGGUGCUGAGUAAACGUGAUGGAAGGAUGACGUAUGAAGUGCUCCAAGAGCUGACUUACAUGGAAAUGGCUAUACAAGAGACCCUACGCCUGUACCCGCCGUUCCCCAGCAUCCAGCGGAUGUGUACAAAGGACUACACAAUACCCGGCACGAGUACAGUCGUGGAGAAGGGCACAAUAGUCCUCUUCCCCACGCUCGGCAUUCAAAGGGACGAGCAGUAUUUCGAGAACGCGUCCGCGUUCGUGCCAGAGCGGUGGGCGGACGACCAGCCUGUACCAGCGCCUGGUGUCUACAUGCCAUUCGGUGACGGCCCCCGUUACUGCAUUGGUAAACGUUUCGCCAUGAUCCAGAUGAAGUGUUGUCUAGUGAAAGUCUUGCAGCACUUCAAGAUUAGCCCAGCGCUGGGCGUGGGCGCCUUCAAGCCACGUACAGAACCCUUCGAAGCUGACCCGCGCUCCCCUCUCGCCCUCCACCCGGCUGACUCGCGUGUCAGAUUGAGCCUCUUA
This is a messenger RNA of Iphiclides podalirius (scarce swallowtail), 1185 nucleotides long. Lineage: Eukaryota; Metazoa; Arthropoda; Insecta; Lepidoptera; Papilionidae. The record is from the annotation of a GenBank genome assembly.